Molecule: messenger RNA, 528 nt
Organism: Pseudozyma flocculosa PF-1
Lineage: Eukaryota; Fungi; Basidiomycota; Ustilaginomycetes; Ustilaginales; Ustilaginaceae
Exons: 3
Coding region: 1-528 (175 amino acids)
Molecular function (GO): carboxy-lyase activity
Source: RefSeq, a predicted model, not a curated record
AUGAUCUGGCCACAGGAAUCCCAGCAGACAAAGGAGGCGUUCGAGCGCGACAUUGCCAACCGACACCUCGUCUACUUCUACAACGCCAAGAACCCGCAGACGGGCGCAGACGAGAAGUGGAAGUACGAGAUGUGGUUCCACUCGCACGACCGUAUCGUCUACCACAUCCACGGAGGUCCCAUGGCCGGCCGUAUCAACUACCAGAAGGCAGACUACCAGUGCAUCCGUGCGGGCGAGCUGUGGCAGUGCAACUGGCUCGAAGAGACGGGGACGAUCUGCUCGCUCGUGUACGACAUCCCCAACAAGAAGAUCACGACGCUGCUCGGCUUCUCAAAGGGCCACUGGGAAGAGGCCGAGCAGGCGCACGGCGACAAGCGCAACCCGCACGACCUGGCGCGCUGGCGCAAGCUCGCCGAGAUCGGAAAGCAGACCGACCGCCACCUCCUCCACGACCAGGCCGACAUCGCCCAAGACUUCCGAGGCAGCGGCGACCUCGAGGACAUCAGCUACGACGAUCCCGUCCUGUGA